Messenger RNA from Penicillium expansum, 1020 nucleotides. RefSeq names its product thioesterase family protein. The transcript is spliced from 2 exons. Bases 1 to 1020 code for a protein of 339 amino acids. NCBI's taxonomy places the organism in Eukaryota, Fungi, Ascomycota, Eurotiomycetes, Eurotiales, Aspergillaceae. The record is from RefSeq and is a predicted model, not a curated record.
AUGUCCACCGUGAACCCAUCUUUCCAGGAGGCCAUCAAGGUCACUCCACAAGGUCCCAACAAAUACAGCGCAUUCCUCCGUCCAGAAUGGUGCAUUGGAACCGUCCCGCACGGAGGCUACACAACAGCCGUAAUCUACCAACUAACCCUAACGCACUUCGCGCAUGCCCACCCAAAGCAAUACAAAAGCGCCGCGUCCCCAAUCUCAAUUCAACUCUCUUUCCUGCGACGCACAGCCUCAGGUCCCGCAACCUUCGAAGUCGAGGACGUCAAGAUUGGCGCCCGCACGAGCACAAUCCACAUCAAGCUACUCCAAGCCUCUGAGAAAAAACCCGGCCAGCUGGACACCAUGGUUGCUGGCUAUAUCACAGUUAGUCCACCGGACGCCGAGGUCGGCAUUAGCGCAAACACGGGGUGGAAGCCAUACCCUGCACCGGUGGCGGGUUCGCGCGCGGAUGGGUCCGUUGAUCUCGCAGCGCUAGGCCGGACAGGCACUGACGGUGCCUGGAGGAAGCUCGAGGCGCCUUUCGCGUCGUUCCGUAAGGCUGCGGCGCAGAUUGAACUGUUUGGUCCUGGUGCUGGUGAGGCGCAGCAGAAGCGCUCUGGGAAUAUGGGGAUCGAGCAGUGGGCUAGGUUCCGGCCUGGGGGUGAUGUGAAUGGUCGCUGGACGGAGGCUGCGGUGGCGUAUCUUGUUGAUAUGUUUCCCAUGGCGUUAGAUGGGUUCGAUACUAUGUCUGCUACUGCUGCGGCGAAGGAGAGUGGGACUUCGCUUGCCGAGGAGAAGGCCAAAUUUUGGUAUCCUACUGUCACGCUCAAUGUGGAUAUGAAGAAGCACCUUCCUGCUGAGGGGGUCGAGUGGCUUUAUAGUCGGGUUGAGACUAAGGUUGUGAGGGAUGGGCGGACGGAUCUGGAGGUUACCGUUCUUGAUGAGGAUGGGGAGGUUAUUGCAUUGAGUACGCAAGUUGGGUUGGUUGUUAGUGCUAGUCGGAAUGUUGGUACUAGGAAGAUGGAGAAGUUGUAG